AUGGCACUCGCCAAAGCCAAGGAGAUCGUCUCGACGAACCCAGUCGUCGUCUUCAGAUGUUUCGAUUCUAAUUCCUUAGAUGUUACCUUUUGGAAUGAAGGUGAUGGAAGUGAGCUUCAAGCUGCAUUGUUCGAGUGGACCGGUCAGCGAACUGUGCCCAAUGUGUUCAUAGGCGGAAAGCACAUUGGUGGCUGUGACGCAACAACCAAUUUGCAUAACCAAGGAAAGCUUGUUCCUAUGCUUACUGAAGCUAAAGCUCUUGCCGCGGAAGCUUCUGCUUAG
This is a messenger RNA of Striga hermonthica, 282 nucleotides long. The record is from the annotation of a GenBank genome assembly. Lineage: Eukaryota; Viridiplantae; Streptophyta; Magnoliopsida; Lamiales; Orobanchaceae.